AUGGGUUUCUCUCUUCAGGCCCUCACAGUUUCAGCACUAGCUAUUACAAGCUAUGCCUCUCCUUUGAUCCACUCGCGGGCAACAAACACAUCCUACACAAACUCCAACGGCUUGACAUUCAAUCAUUUCAACGGUUCUCUUCCUAACGUGACCAUCCUAGCAACCGGCGGCACCAUCGCCGGCACAAGCGACGACAAAACCGCAACAGCAGGCUACGAAUCCGGCGCCCUAGGAAUCAACACUCUCCUCUCCAAAAUCCCAGAGAUCUUCAAUGUCGCCAACAUCGCCGCCGUGCAGGCCCACAACGUUAACAGCGGCGACGUCUCCUCAUCCCUCCUCCUAAACCUGACCCACACGCUCCAGACAAAAGUCUGCGAUGAUCCCACCAUGUCCGGAGCCGUGAUCACCCACGGAACCGACACGCUCGAGGAGUCCGCCUUCUUCAUCGACGCAACAGUAAACUGCGGCAAGCCAAUCGUGUUCGUCGGCUCGAUGCGGCCCGCUACCGCUAUCUCAGCGGAUGGACCCAUGAACCUCGUCCAGGGAGUAACCGUUGCCGCAGACAAUGACUCCAGAGACCGUGGGGCAUUGGUUGUUCUGAAUGACCGUAUUGUCUCUGCUCUUUUUGCGACUAAGACCCAUGCGAAUACCAUGGAUACCUUCAAGGCGUAUGAGCAGGGAAAUCUUGGAUUCAUUGUGUCGAACAAGCCCUACUUCUAUUAUCCGGCUGUGCAGGCAAAUGCUAAGCACGUGGUUGAUGUGUCUAACGUGGAUUCCGUUCCUCGUGUGGAUAUCCUAUAUGCCUAUGAGGAUAUGCAGGUCGAUUCGCUUUACAGUGCCGUGAAGAAUGGUGCUAAGGGUAUUGUGGUUGCUGGCGAGGGUGCAGGUGGUGUUGCCACAGACUUCGGUUCUGCGAUCAAUGACAUUGUUACGAAGCACAACAUCCCCGUCGUGUUGUCGCACCGUACUGUGAACGGUGAAGUCCCCACUGCUGAUUUCACCGGCGAGGACGCGCAGACCAAGAUUGCUAGUGGAUUGUUCAAUCCCCAGCAGGCCAGGAUUCUGCUUGGGUUGUUGUUGGCUGAAAAGAAGGGUCUUAAGGAGAUCCGGGAGGUGUUCUUGAAGGCUACCGUUGCUUAA
Messenger RNA from Penicillium mononematosum, 1140 nucleotides. RefSeq names its product asparaginase ahrA. NCBI's taxonomy places the organism in Eukaryota, Fungi, Ascomycota, Eurotiomycetes, Eurotiales, Aspergillaceae. The record is from RefSeq and is a predicted model, not a curated record. Gene Ontology annotation, molecular function: asparaginase activity. The coding region runs from base 1 to 1140 and encodes 379 amino acids. The transcript has 3 exons.